Messenger RNA from Metarhizium robertsii ARSEF 23, 1605 nucleotides. Its product is annotated as allantoinase. Gene Ontology annotation, cellular component: cytoplasm. The transcript has 2 exons. The record is from RefSeq and is a predicted model, not a curated record. The coding region runs from base 1 to 1605 and encodes 534 amino acids. NCBI's taxonomy places the organism in Eukaryota, Fungi, Ascomycota, Sordariomycetes, Hypocreales, Clavicipitaceae. Gene Ontology annotation, biological process: purine nucleobase catabolic process. Gene Ontology annotation, molecular function: allantoinase activity.
AUGACGGUUGGCAAGUCGCAGGCCCCCUUCACUGUCAUCGUGUCAAGCCGAGCCGUCAUCCCCCAGGCUGAUGGCUCGCUGACUGUCUCACCGGCGACUAUUUGCAUUUCACUAGCUACAGGGAAGAUCGUGUCCGUAACACCAGAAAUCAUCCCCCAGACAAGUUUCCCCACGGACACGGCAUAUGUGGACCACUCGCCCAUGCUGUUACUUCCCGGCCUGGUGGAUGCCCAUGUGCAUCUAAAUGAGCCAGGCCGUACGGAAUGGGAAGGCUUUUGGACCGGUACCCGGGCCGCAGCCAGCGGUGGCGUGACAACCGUGGUUGACAUGCCCUUGAAUGCUAUCCCUCCCACAACUACGGUUGCGGGAUUCAAGGAGAAGCUUGCGGCUGCCCAUGGCCAGCUGUGGGUUGAUGUAGGCUUCUAUGGAGGCGUGAUUCCUGGAAAUGCCCAUGAGUUGAAGCCUCUUGUUGAAAUGGGUAUAAGAGGCUUCAAGGGGUUUUUGAUUGAAUCUGGCGUGGAUGAGUUCCCGGCUAUUACCCCCAAGGAUAUGGCUCUGGCAAUGGAAACACUCAAGGAUAGCGCUACAACUCUCAUGUUCCAUGCAGAAAUGGAGCCAUGCGCUGGCCAUACCAACGGCAGUACAAAUGGUCAUGCCAAUGGCGACACCAAUGGCGGCACCAAUGGACAUACGAAUGGACAUACGAAUGGGCACACCAAUGGACACACCAAUGGUCAUGCAUCACCAAGUGAUGUCACGACCUAUCAGACUUUCCUUGACUCCAGACCUCCGACCUUUGAAACCACUGCAGUCCAGGAGAUUCUGUCUGCGGCACAUAUUGCACCUUCCUUACACUUACACAUUGUCCAUCUCUCAGCCACCCAGUGCAUCCCCCUCCUCAAGGCAGCUCGGGCAAACGGCGUCAACAUUACCGCAGAAACCUGCUUUCACUACCUAGGACUUUCAUCAGAGGAAAUUGCAAACGGAGACACAAGACACAAAUGCUGUCCGCCUAUCCGAGAGGGCCGAAACCGCGAUGGCCUGUGGGAGGAACUUGUCGCCAAAGACUCGUGCAUCAAGACUGUCGUCUCGGACCACUCUCCUUGCACGCCGGAACUCAAACUGCUUCCAACACAACUUUGGUCGGCUACGGAGCCAUACCCAGUGCAAAAGAAGGACAAGGAAGCUGGUGAUUUCAUGGCCGCAUGGGGUGGAAUUUCGUCUGUUGGUCUCGGCUUGCCAAUCAUCCACUCAACCGCCAAGCAGCGCAGCAAGACUUCCAAAGCCCCGGCCAUCACUGACAUUGUUCGACUCUGCUGCCAAGCCACAGCUGAACAAGUUGGUCUCUCACACCGCAAGGGCUCAAUAAAGGUUGGCAUGGACGCAGAUAUUUGUGUCUUUGACGAUGCUGAAGUGUGGACGUUUUCACAGGGUGACAUGCGCUGGAAGAACAGGUGUUCGCCAUGGGAGGGGCACGAGUUUACGGGUAGAGUGAAGGAGACCUGGCUGCGAGGACGAAAGAUUUUUGAAUUGGGUGCGCCGCAUGGUGGGUUUGUAGAAAUCAAGCCUGCCGGACAGAGCAUCACCGAGCGACGGACGGUGUGA